This is a messenger RNA of Polistes dominula (European paper wasp), 1263 nucleotides long. RefSeq names its product mitoferrin-1. NCBI's taxonomy places the organism in Eukaryota, Metazoa, Arthropoda, Insecta, Hymenoptera, Vespidae. Gene Ontology annotation, cellular component: mitochondrial membrane. Gene Ontology annotation, biological process: iron import into the mitochondrion. The record is from RefSeq and is a predicted model, not a curated record. Gene Ontology annotation, molecular function: ferrous iron transmembrane transporter activity.
AGAAAGAAAGAAAGAAAUAGUUAAAGAGGGAGAAGAGGACGAGAGGGAGAGAAAAAGAGACGAAGAGGGAGAGCAGAUUCAGUGGAUAGUGCGGUAAUACCGCGGCACGACCGAAAAGCUCAGGAAAGAUCAUCGUGGUUUGAUAUUUGCAUUUGAACAAUAUGAAUAUUGAAGAUUACGAAAGCUUGCCCACUACGUCGGUGGGUGUUAACAUGACGGCCGGUGCUUUGGCUGGAAUCAUGGAACAUUGUAUCAUGUAUCCAGUUGACAGUGUCAAGACCAGAAUGCAGGCCUUGAUUCCAGGCCCAGGUGGAGGAGGAGGAGGAGGAGGAGUAGGAAACGUUCUCCUUCAAAUGAUGCGAAAUGAAGGUUUGUUAAGGCCAUUUCGAGGAAUGGGAGCAGUUGUUGCAGGAGCUGGCCCAGCACAUGCUUUGUACUUUUCAUGCUAUGAAUUUUUGAAAGAUAAAUUUAUGAGUGCUAAACCACAAUUCAAUCAUUUCGUGUAUGGUGCAGCUGGUUGUGUAUCGACAAUUCUUCAUGAUGGUGUUAUGAAUCCAGCAGAAGUGAUUAAACAACGAUUGCAAAUGUAUAAUUCUCCUUAUAGAAAUGUUAUCAGCUGUAUAAAACUUGUAUAUAAAAGAGAAGGUAUACGCGCGUUCUACAGAAGUUACACAACUCAGUUGGCUAUGAACGUGCCUUUCCAAAGCAUUCAUUUUAUGUCUUAUGAGUUAGCACAAUCUUUAACAAAUCCAAAUCAUUCUUAUAAUCCUCAAGCACAUAUGAUUUCUGGUGCUAUGGCUGGAGCUAUAGCUGCUGGGUUGACAACACCAUUGGAUGUUUGUAAGACAUUAUUGAAUACCCAACAAGGUAAUGUCAAAGCAAAAGGUAUGAUUGACGCUGUUAAAGAAGUUUACAGGUUGGGUGGUAUCAAAGGAUUUUGUCGUGGAAUGAAUGCUCGUGUUCUUUAUCAAAUGCCAGCCACUGCUAUUUGUUGGACGACAUACGAAUUUUUUAAAUAUAUAUUGAGAAGCAAACAAGAAGAUGGACUUAGCAAAGACGUGGAUGAAAAUUCAUUAAGUGGUUUAAAUCAAAGUCAACUAUCUACCUCCAGAAGUAGUAGUUUUCAAGGAACAGGAUUAUACUUUCAGAAUAAUGCUCACACUGCUGGUGUAUUAAUAAAAGCGAGAAGUUAGCAAUUAUUAUUCACUUCUAAUUGUAAAUCGAAUGGAUUGAAAAUUUGCAACAGUUGUGUUGACUGUUCUC